Messenger RNA from Spinacia oleracea (spinach), 1572 nucleotides. RefSeq lists its product as uncharacterized. The transcript has 2 exons. The coding region runs from base 1 to 1572 and encodes 523 amino acids. The record is from RefSeq and is a predicted model, not a curated record. Gene Ontology annotation, molecular function: DNA binding; transposase activity. Lineage: Eukaryota; Viridiplantae; Streptophyta; Magnoliopsida; Caryophyllales; Amaranthaceae. Gene Ontology annotation, biological process: DNA transposition.
AUGACUUCAUAUUGGAUUGCAGAACACUACCAGAAUCUGUUUAAGGUUAACCCUUACAUGAGAGUGCAAGAUAUUCAGGAAACCAUUUGGUUAGAAAAGGGUAUAAGGGUGAGCAAAGACAAGGCUGCCAGGGCUAGGGGAAGGGGUCAAGCACUCAUUGUUGGUGAAUACAAAGAGCAGUAUGCAUUACUCCCAAGGUAUGCAGCUGAGAUACUAAGAAGCAAUCCAGGGAACACAGUGAAGUUGAAGUUGGAUGCAAAUGUGUUUGACAGACUGUAUUUGUGUUUUGAGGCACUUAGGAAAGGGUUCUUGGCAGGAUGCAGACCUUUCAUAUCACUUGAUGGAUGUUUCUUAAAGGGACCAUUUGGGGGUCAAUUGUUAGUAGCAGUAGGGAGGGAUGGAAACAAUCAAAUGUUCCCUUUGGCUUGGGCUGUUUGUGAGGUUGAGAGCACUGACACAUGGAGUUGGUUUCUAGAACUUCUAGCUACUGAUUUAGGCACUAGUGAAGGAGCAGGGUACACAUUCAUGUCUGACCAACAAAAGGGUUUACUUGCUGCUGUGUCAAAUGUGUUUCCACAAGCUGAAAGUAGGGUGUGUGCAAGGCAUGUGUACUGUAACUUUAGGGGAGUGUUUGGAGGUGGUUUAGAGUACAGAAAACAAUUCUGGACUAUUGCAAAAAGCAACACAGUAAAUCACUUCAAUGAAAACAUUGAAGUAAUGAGGGGUAUUUCACAUGAAGCUGCUGAAGACCUACUGAAAAGGAACUACAAGAAAUGGUGUAGGGCAUUCUACACUCUAUUAUCUUGUUGUGACAGUGUAGACAACAACAUGAGUGAGGUGUUUAAUGCAUACAUCUUGAGUGCAAGGCACAAGCCUAUUAUUACCAUGUUGGAAGAUAUCAGAGAGGGUUUGAUGGAAAGACUGCAUAAGAAAAGAGAUUUCAUUGGGAAAAAGGAGAUAAUGUUGUGUCCUAGGAUCCAAAUUCAGUUAGAGAAACACAAAAUUUGGGCUAGGGGUUGGAAUGCAUACUGGGAUGGUGGGUUUUGCUAUGGAGUAAGAGAAGGUGCAACACAGGUUAAGUAUGUGGUGGAUCUGAACCAACAUACUUGCAGUUGCAAUGCAUGGCAGACCUACAUGAAGGCAUAUGAAUUUUUGUUAGAGUCUUUAAAUGGUCCUCAAGAGUGGCCUACUUCUGAUAGCAUUGUUGUGGCUCCAAAGGUGAAAAAGGUCAAAGGAAGACCUAAAACAAAGAGGAGAUAUGGUGUUGGAGAGGUAACUGCAUCUGGUAAGCUGAAGAGAACAGGUUGUUCUAUGAAAUGCAGCUUAUGUGGUGUGAUAGGACACAACAAAAGGGGUUGCAAGAAUGCCCCUAAGCAACAACAACACAGCAACAAUCAUGCUACUGCAGAGCAGACCACACCACAGCAACAACACCCAAGAACCAGUUCAGCUAUACCAAUGCACAAUAGGGGUGUGGGUAUUUAUACCUACCCAAAUGGGUGUCACAGAAUAGCUACUGUAAGUCAUUCAAUAGACUCAAAUUCUUUCUUACAUGUUACUUUACUGUACUGA